This is a messenger RNA of Mollisia scopiformis, 648 nucleotides long. Its product is annotated as putative 60S ribosomal protein L13. The transcript is spliced from 4 exons. Gene Ontology annotation, molecular function: structural constituent of ribosome; RNA binding. The record is from RefSeq and is a predicted model, not a curated record. Gene Ontology annotation, biological process: translation. NCBI's taxonomy places the organism in Eukaryota, Fungi, Ascomycota, Leotiomycetes, Helotiales, Mollisiaceae. Bases 1 to 648 code for a protein of 215 amino acids. Gene Ontology annotation, cellular component: cytosolic large ribosomal subunit; ribosome.
AUGGCGAUCAAGCACAAUCAGCAAAUCCCGCACAACCAUUUCCGCAAGGAUUGGCAGCGAAGAGUCCGCGUUCACUUCGAUCAGCCCGGCCGAAAGCUCAGACGUCGCAAUGCUCGUCUCUCAAAGGCAGCUGCUGUCGCCCCUCGACCAGUUGACAAGCUGAGACCGAUUGUCCGAUGCCCUACGAUCAAGUACAACCGCCGUGUUAGAGCUGGACGUGGCUUCACCCUCACCGAGUUGAAGGAAGCUGGUAUCCCCCGCAAGCUCGCACCAACGAUCGGUAUCUCUGUUGAUCCCCGCCGCCAAAAUCUCUCCACCGAAUCUCUCGCUGCCAACGUCGAGCGCCUAAAGGCAUACCAAGCUCGUUUGAUCCUCUUCCCCCGCAAGUUGGGUCAACACAAGAAGGGUGAUGCUUCCAAGGAGGACGUCUCUGCGGUCAAGGAAACCGUUUCCCGCGUCAAGCAUGGUCUUCCAAUCGUCAACGCUGAGGCUGGAUUCACCGAGAUCUCGAAGAAUGAUCUGCCUGAGGCUAUCGAGGGUGGUGCAUACAGAAAGUUGAGAGAGGCGAGAUCCGAGAAGAGAUACCUGGGUGCGCGUGAGAAGCGGGCGAAGGAGAAGGCUGAUGAGGCCGCUGCUGCUAAGAAAUAA